Molecule: messenger RNA, 482 nt
Organism: Saccostrea cuccullata (small rock oyster)
Lineage: Eukaryota; Metazoa; Mollusca; Bivalvia; Ostreida; Ostreidae
Exons: 3
Molecular function (GO): polyamine oxidase activity
Source: RefSeq, a predicted model, not a curated record
GGAUUGACACCUUUUUAAAGUUUUACAGGUUAUUUCAAAGAAUUAUAGAUUUUUAUUCAUGAUGAAGAUGUUGCUGGCGCUGUACAUAGUAUGGGCAGCUGGACUUUCAGAUAAGGGAUACGUUGAAGGAUUCCAAAGGCCUUUUCGGUGUAACGCAAAUAGGAUGAUAACUAUGGGAUAUCCAGCGAUAUCAGGUCCUAAAUCUGUUAAUGAUCGGAUUGCCAUUGUUGGAGCAGGGAUAAGUGGAGUACAUAUGGCGUCUCUUCUAAAGGAGAGGGGUUUCAAAAACGUCAAAAUUUUUGAACAGCGAAACGAGGUUGGAGGAAAGGCAUAUUCGCGAUUUCACAGGGGGGUAUACAAUGAGUUUGGAACAAUCUUCAUGACGGAUACCUACGAUCAGGUGGCCAGGCUGGUCCGGAGAUACACUCCUCGAUCCAGAAUUAAAUCAAAAAACAAGUCUUCUUUAAUGGUCAAGGAUUUCG